Molecule: messenger RNA, 654 nt
Organism: Ilex paraguariensis (yerba mate)
Lineage: Eukaryota; Viridiplantae; Streptophyta; Magnoliopsida; Aquifoliales; Aquifoliaceae
Source: the annotation of a GenBank genome assembly
AUGGGAGAUCUCAGGCAAGCUUUUACUGAAGCUGAUCUCGACCUUACUACAAUGUGUUUGUAUUGUUGUGCUUGUCUUGUUGAUUUUAUGAGUGUCUCAACUGAACCUCCAAAUGAUAUGAUGAUGAACCAUGCUCUGACUGUCCUUCUAAGUGCAAUUAAUACAGCUUUUCAUACAAAUAGGUAUUUGUAUCUGAGUAAAUUGGUCACAAUGCCUGGAGCAUCUGGUGCUUUCUUGCGCCUUGUACUUGAUCAGUUCCUUUUCGCUCCCAUUUUUAUUGGUGUUUUCUUAUCUACAUUGGUGACACUAGAGGGAAGGCCACUGGAAGUGAUGCCGAAGCUUCGUCAGGAGUGGUUCUCUUCUGUUCUUGCGAAUUGGCAACUAUGGAUCCCUUUUCAAUUUCUCAACUUUCGCUUUGUCCCACAACAAUUCCAGCAAACCCUCCUCUACGUUGAGAAGAGUUGGCGGUGGAGAAACACAGCCACUCAGUCGGCUGUGUGUUCAGACAGAGAAAGAUCGACACAGAGAGAGACCGAUAACAUAUGUGUCAGUCUUCGCUCCCAAACACCACUCAUCCUUCAAGCAGAUGGACCACUUCAAUGGCCAGAUCUGCUACUUCCAUGGACAGAUCUGGUCAACAGUGGGCAGAUCUGA